Messenger RNA from Saccostrea echinata, 863 nucleotides. RefSeq lists its product as uncharacterized. NCBI's taxonomy places the organism in Eukaryota, Metazoa, Mollusca, Bivalvia, Ostreida, Ostreidae. Bases 1 to 744 code for a protein of 247 amino acids. The record is from RefSeq and is a predicted model, not a curated record. The transcript has 7 exons.
AUGAUAAGUUACAGCGCAGGUCUUGUGCUACUAGUCGCAGUUCGAUUUUGUUCAGCAAGUAUUUUAAAUGGAGAUAGUUUGAACUUGGUCGCCAGGAACCGUGAUACGUGUUCACCUUGCACCGGGAUUAAAUGUCAAAACUAUGGAACUUGCAAAGCGUACGAAAACUAUCCAGUUUGUCAUUGUGCAGAUCAUUUUAUAGGAUUCACAUGUGGAAUAAAAUUAGCAGAUUACACCUGCGAGACCUAUCUUUGUCUUUUUCAAAAGUCCUUUGAUGCUGGUAAAAAGCAAGGCAUAUGGAAACUUAGACCAAACUAUGUUCAUAACUCCUUAAAUCAACUAAUACCAGUACUGACGAAGGGCGGCACUGCAGUCCUUUCUACUGGCCACAUUCUUUGGGGGAAGUCCAGUUACAUCCUGAACUUGAGGGUCAGGUUCCACAACCCAAAACAUGCAACUGGAGCAGACAAGAUCCUGAUUGUUGUGGACUAUCCUUAUGCAGGGGGUAAAAAAAUUGUAAAGGAACUUCGCCGCUCUGACUUCAAGUCAAACUAUGUCUCCGCUGAGCAGUGUAUUCUCCUUGACCACAAACCAUCGCGGUUUUUUUCGGUGUCCAUAAUCGUAAAAUGUGAGUCUAGAGAAUGCGGAGAGGUACCAAAACAUCAUCAUUACGCAGAUAUCACCGAAAUUGUUUUGCAGGGUGUCGUAAUUCAAAAGAAUGCCGGAGGUUGUGGUCAAGGAUGAUUAUUUUGUAAUUUUUUUGACUUUGUGACAGAGAAUAAUAAAACAAAAACUAUUGCAUGGUUACUGUAUUAUUCUUCAUAAAAUCGAAAACUGACUCAACUGAUGACACAUCACAGUAU